Messenger RNA from Theobroma umbraticum, 2292 nucleotides. RefSeq lists its product as uncharacterized. Gene Ontology annotation, molecular function: ATP binding; protein kinase activity; protein binding. Gene Ontology annotation, biological process: protein phosphorylation. Lineage: Eukaryota; Viridiplantae; Streptophyta; Magnoliopsida; Malvales; Malvaceae. The record is from RefSeq and is a predicted model, not a curated record.
AUGGGAAGGCAUCUGGGUGAUCUUAUUCCGAGUUUAUCAUCUUCAUCACCAUCGCCAUCCAUGCCAAAUGGUCAUUGGAUGGCAACCCUCGGAUGCUUGCAUAAUUUAACCAGCCUUUACCUUGAGAGCAACAAACUCAAUGGUAGCAUACCUGGAGAAGUUGGAAUGUUGAGGUCUCUCCUUUUGCUUGAUUUUUCAAAUAACUCCUUAUCUGGUCCUAUCCCCGAAUCCAUUGGAAAUUUAAGCAAAUUGGUGUGGCUUUAUCUAUAUGACAAUAAGCUCUCUGGUUCUAUCCCCGGUCAAAUAGGACAACUUGGAUCUUUGUCCGUAUUGCAGUUGUCAAGUAAUAAUCUCACCGGUUUCAUCCCUGCUUCCAUAGGAAACUUAACAAACUUGUCUAAUCUUGAACUUUAUCGAAACAUGAUUUCUGGCCAAAUCCCUGCUUCCAUGGGAAAAAUGACGAAGCUCAGGGUACUAUCUCUUUUCAGUAAUAAUUUGUCAGGGUCCACUCCUCCAACAUUUAGCAAUCUUACUCAUUUGGAAUCACUACAAUUAUCAUAUAACCAUCUUAGAGGUCAAUUACCCGAGAUUUUAUGCCAUAGUGGACUCCUUGCUUAUCUUGGGGUCACCGACAACAAUUUAACAGGUCAAAUCCCACCAAGCUUGAGAAAUUGCAAAAGUUUAUACAGAGUUAGGCUUGAAGGAAAUCAAUUGACAGGAGAUAUAUCAGAAGCUUUUGGUGUAUAUCCAAAUUUGAAUUAUAUUGCAUUAAGCAAUAACAGGUUUUAUGGUGAACUUUCUCCAAAGUGGGGGCAAUGCCAUAAUCUAACAAGCCUACAAAUCUCCAAUAACAACAUUUCUGGAAAGAUACCACCUGAGUUGGAACAUGCAACUCAAUUACAGGAACUUGAUCUCUCUUCAAAUCAUCUAAUUGGUGAGAUUCCCAAAGAAUUGGGAUCAUUAUCAUCGAUGUUCCGACUUUUGCUAAACGGUAACCAACUUUCAGGCAAAAUUCCAUCAGAGAUUGGAGUUCUUUCAAAUCUAGAACAUCUAAACUUGGCAUCAAACAAUUUAAGUGGACCGGUUCCUAAUCAACUUGGAGAGUGCUCGAAGUUAUUGAACUUGAAUUUGAGCAGGAAUGAACUUGGAGAAAGCAUUCCUUUUUCAUUAAGGUCAAUAUAUGGUUUGCAAAGUCUAGAUUUGAGUCAGAAUUUGAUUGUUGGAGCGAUACCACAACCGCUUGGAAAUUUACAUAUGUUGGAAACAUUGAAUCUUUCUCACAAUAUGCUCAAUGGUUCAAUCCCGGUUGCUUUCAAUGAUUUGCGUAGCUUGACGGUUGUGAAUAUCUCUUACAAUCAAUUAGAAGGGCCGAUUCCCAACCUUAAGGCAUUUCAUGAGGCUUCAUUUGAAGCCUUAAGAAACAAUAAGGACCUCUGUGGUAAUGCCACUGGAUUAAUGCCUUGUGCUCCUAUCACUAGCCGCAAAAUCGGUCAUAGAAAAAGCAGCAGAGUCAUCAUUUUAGUUGUGCUUCCACUCUUUGGUAUGUUGCUUCUGAUACUUACCUUGUUUGGAGGUUUCUUUAUUCUUCGUCAAAAGAAUCGAGCCAGAAAAUCUGAGAUAAGGGAGGCACAACUUGGAGAUAUUUUCACAGUAUUGGGAUAUGGUGGAAGACUACUCUAUGAGAAUAUUAUUGAAGCCACAGAAGAUUUCAGCUCCAACUAUUGCAUCGGUUCAGGAGGAUAUGGAAAUGUUUAUAAAGCUGUGCUACCAAAUGGUCAGGCGGUCGCUGUCAAGAAACUUCACCAACAAGAAGAUAGCAUGCUUAUUAAUAACUUGAAAGCCUUUAGAAGUGAGAUUCAUGCUUUGACAGAAAUAAGGCAUCGUAACAUUGUGAAGCUACAUGGUUUUUGUUCACAUUCAAAGCACUCAUUUCUGGUUUAUGAGUUUGUGGAAAGAGGAAGUUUGAGAAUGAUCUUAAGCCAUAAUGAAGAGGCAGCGGAGUUGGAUUGGAAUAAAAGGCUCAAUGUUGUCAAAGGAUUGGCCAAUGCUUUGUCUUAUAUGCAUCACGACCAUUCACCACCUAUAAUUCAUCGAGACAUUUCUAGCAACAAUGUUCUCUUGGAUUUAGACUAUGAGGCUCAUGUCUCAGAUUUUGGCACAGCUAGAGGGAUCCCGUUGAGCAGUAAGGGCAAGAGAAACUUGUCGCAUGGUAGGCCGGAAUUGAGGGUUGCUAUGCAAUCAUGCGAUAGCCAGCUUGGUAGUAGAGACCGUUUGAGGAUUGCCAUCCAAUGA